Molecule: messenger RNA, 2110 nt
Organism: Chlamydomonas reinhardtii
Lineage: Eukaryota; Viridiplantae; Chlorophyta; Chlorophyceae; Chlamydomonadales; Chlamydomonadaceae
Exons: 13
Coding region: 253-1260 (335 amino acids)
Biological process (GO): activation of GTPase activity; nucleocytoplasmic transport
Cellular component (GO): nucleus; perinuclear region of cytoplasm; cytosol
Molecular function (GO): small GTPase binding; GTPase activator activity
Source: RefSeq, a predicted model, not a curated record
GUUGUGAAGUGUACUUGAAUCCGAGCCCUCCCGCGCUUGUUUUAGUUUGCACGCCCAAUACGCCUAAAGACAAAUUAGAGUACUAUGGGAGACUUACGUGAGCAUUAUAUAAUAAAAUGUGGAGACUUUGCGUGCGAGCCGGUGGACCCAGUUUUGGUGUCCAUAGAGGCUGCCCUCGAAUCUGGGCAGCCUCUUUCCGUCAUCUCGCUGGACGGAAAGAGCAAGGAGCUCUUUAACAACCGCGUCAAGCCGAUGCAGGUGUUUGCGCUGUGCGAGGCGCUGUACGAGUACUCAGGCUUGGCCGUACUGCGGCUGCCGUACAACUUCCUCAACGACAUGGCGGCGCAGGCCGUGGCACGGCUCAUGCAGGUGAACCCGGGUCUGCAGCUGCUGGACCUGACCGGCAAUGAGGUGACGGACAAGGGCGCGGCGGCGAUCACAGAGGUGCUGGCCAAGCCCGAGGCGGGGCUCAAGGCGCUCAUCCUGCGGCACAACCCCAUCGGCGACACAGGCGCGCUGGCCGUGGCCGACAUGCUCAGGUCCAACCGCUCGCUCACGCUCCUGGACCUGGCGGACUGCCACGUGGCGGUCAAGGGGCUGAUCGGGCUGGCCAACGCCCUCACAGCGCCCGAGGGCAACAGGAGCCUGCAGGUUCUGGACCUUGAAGAUGCCCAGCUGGCCGCGCCCCAGGACUCCACGUACCAGCACAUGUCCCGCAUGCUGGCCACCAACACCACCCUCACCGAGCUGUCGCUGGCCAAGUGCCGCCUGGUGGACAGCCAGCUGGAGCUGCUGCUGGAGCUGCUGACGACGUACGGCUUCGCGCGCAGCAGUGCUCGCUGGAGCUCGCUGUCGCUCCGAGCCAACCGCCUGUCGCCGUUCUCAGGCCCCACCCUGGAGCGGCUUCUGGCGCUGCCGGCUCUGUGCCGCCUGCAGCGCCUCACGCUGGCCUCCAACAGCCUGGGCAACGACGGCGCCAGCGCACUGGCCCGAGUGCUGCCCACAGCCUGCCCCGACAUCAGGGAGCUGGACCUGCGCUCCAACGGCAUCGGCGAUGUGGGGCUGUUGGCUCUGGCGGCCGCACUGCCGCUGGUGAACAGCCUGGAGCUGCUGCUGCUGUGGGGCAACUCCUUCUCGCCCGCCUCCAGUCGCGCGGUGGCGGAGGCGCUGGCGGCGCCGGCGCUGCGGCGGCUGCGGAGCGACCUGCGGCCCUACGUGGUGGACGGCGAGGUGGCGCUGGCACUGCAGGAGGUGGAGUGAUGGCACUGGCGGGAGGUGGGGCGGAGGAGCUGGGCAGCAGCUGGGAGCGAGGAGCGAGGAGUGAGGAGCGAGGAGGCACGGAGCUAGGAGCUGAGAGCUAGGAGGCAUGGAGCUAGGAGGCAGCGAGGCACGGAGCCGCAAGGCGUGAAGCAGGCUGAGCGUCAUGUGUGCAAAGGGCGGGGAGAUGCGGGAGUAUGUGGAAGGUGGGAGAGUUGCCAGGAGGCGGAAAGAGCUGCGAGGAUGGAGGGUGCGACCAACGCGAGGCGCAAGAGUUCACUGGUGGCGACAUUUGGACGUUUGGGUGCGGGUCAGUGUGACGCCCGUUGCGCUGUGGUCAUGUGGAGAGGAUGGGCAGGGGGCGAGGAGCGGCUAUGAGACUUUGUGCCGGGCAGUACCGUACGACAGGCGAGUGUGAGGACGGUGUGGGCGGUGUGGAGGACAGGAGCUGGGCAGCUGGCGGGCCAGUGGCGGCAUGGAUGAUGGGGGAGUGGGGGACGAAGGGGCUGUGGGCCCUAGUGGCCCCUAGUGGGCCUGUGGAGGCGAGGGGCUGGGGGCUGAAGGAGGCGGAGCCGCGGAGGGCCGUGCCUGCAGUGGGCGGUGGGCAGGGCCAGGCAGGGGUGGUGGUGCAGUGCGGUUGAGGUUGGUGCCCAUGUGUAAUGGUGCAGGGCUACACACAUGGCGCCGCUUGGACAAGGGAGUGUUUUACGCCAUGCUAAUCUUCGCUUAGUUCUGUUUCAAGUGCUGUGAUGGGGCACGCAAGGCAGCAGGGGACUUGACCACGACGAUGGGGAAGCCGGGACGGGGCCCUGCCCGGGGCGGAAGCGGAACUGGAUCCGGGACCACUCCCUGA